AUGCACCCGUCGCUGAACCUCGAGGCGUUGUGGCCAUCGCCGCCUAGAUGCGCGUUGCCUCCGCGCCGCAGUCGCAGCCUGCGUUCCACCCUAGCUCGCGCUGUAUUCCCGCGCGUAAUGGAGUUCAAGGUCAUCUCGCGUGAGAGCGAGAAGCACGAAUUUAUGCCUGUCGUGUACCUCAUUGACCGGUCUCCUGCUUGGCGCCGCCGCGUGCCGUCGUUCGUGGAAACAGCAAUCGUAGAGGACUAUAUCACGCCACUCGUAGCCCGGGUCCCCGACUCUGCUGAUGCCACGGAAAUGACCCGAAUCCUAACAAACGUACGCAAGGAGAUGGAGAAUCGCGCCAACCUCAUUGAUGAGACGCAUUUGGACGGCGUCAGUACCGAUGAAACAGACUACAAGAUGGGAGUGUUUGUGGACUUUGCCCCCACACCGAGCAACCCAGGCAAGGCGCCACUAAAUCGCGUUGUAUUCCAGAUCGCCACUGCCUUACGAUCAGCUUCCUACAGACGUGCACUCGUAGUGCCCGUGGCAGUACACUACUGCUCAGCCGCUUCUUUCCUGGACGUACGACGAUACACAGGCAUCCGCUAUGGCGCCCCCGUGUUGCUCGAGGAGCGCGAAGUUGCGAUCUUUGGAGAAGAUCCGACCGAGCUCACGCAGCAUUUCAGCGCGCGUCUACGGGCGUCACUCACCAUGCCUCCACCUCCAUCCGUCGCACAGAUCGAGAUGUUACGCUUAACACGCACACUGCAUGUAUACUGCGCCAAGGUCGUACGCGACGACUGCUUCUCGCGAAGACAGCGCGCCUCCAUGAACGAGGAAAUCAUGCAGAUCCACUUUCGUACAUCGAAUCAUCCAGAUAUGCACGAACUGAAACGCAAGAUGAUGAAGUAUUGCGCCACACUGAAGCACUGGAAGCUUCGGGAUGAGGAUAUUAAUUCAGCCAGCGUGUUGCUAGCCGUCGAGGAUUUGCCAAAGCACCCAUUGCAUUUCGUGUGGCUUCUGGCUGCUGCGCUGCGCUUUGCAUUCAAACUACCAGGCCGGCUCUUCCUGGCGAGCGCAUGUGACCUCCUUUAUCGUUUUCCACCGCGUAAAUCACACAACCGAUCGCUGCCAUUGGGUGCAGCAGCAGUUAAAGCGGCACUGGGCUGUCUGGCGCUUGGUGUAUUGGUCCGUGUAGUUCCAUCGAGCUCGUUUGGAUGGUUAUUUGCUCUGCUGGUAGCAGUUGUGCUUAUGGUGGACGCAGCUACAGCGCACACGGCCGCAGCGGAUGUACAGCACUUGACACAACACUGGAAGAAGCCCCAGUUCUACGUUAUGGAUGCUGAAGAGUGGACGCGACUUAAGGAGACUCGUGCUGUAUUGGCGCGUAGUAUCCACGACAUUGUUGCACGCUACAUGUGCACCAAUCUCCCUCCGCCAGUAUUGCAGGAUGCGUCGAAGUCCGCAGCUUCCCCGACUUCCGCUCUGCUGGACAACGACGAAUACACGCUGAACGCGCACCACAAAAUAUUUAUUAACGCGCCGCGCUCAUUCCCGCUGUCCUUUGCAGCUAAGCUGAAGCAUCCCGAGACAGCUCGUCGAGUCGUAUACGCGUCAAAGAUGUUACGCGAUGAAACGUGGCGUAACAUUUACGAAACUUUAGCGCCUGGACAUCUGCGUUUCCGUGUACUUCUGGCAGACAACAAGGGCGAUAAUCUCCCUAUGGACGAGCUACUUGCUACUCCUUUCUUCGGCGCUGUGCUCUCUGCUUAUAUCAUCUACAAGACGCGGUACCCGGACGGUGUCAGCUCGACUUCGAGUUCUAGCGGCGAUGAUAGUGGUCACGUGAUCUCUGACGAAGUGCAGGCUCGUUUAAGUCUAACGGAACAGGGUGUGGACGAGCAAGAACUUGGAGGAUACGACUCGAUCCAGGAAAUUAUUAAUGUAGCUCUGCAGAUGGCGCAGGAUGAAGAGGAACUGACUGAGUAA
Messenger RNA from Phytophthora infestans T30-4, 1974 nucleotides. RefSeq lists its product as uncharacterized. The transcript has a single exon. The record is from RefSeq and is a predicted model, not a curated record. Lineage: Eukaryota; Oomycota; Peronosporomycetes; Peronosporales; Peronosporaceae. The coding region runs from base 1 to 1974 and encodes 657 amino acids.